CCCAUUACUUGUCGUUCUCGCCGAAGAUAACCGAUCUUUACAUUAUAUAACAAAAUUUCCGGCUACGGCAUUGCUAUUUUGGUUAAUCUUAAUCCGUUUCCUGGGGAUGCCUUGAUUUAAAAAACAAAUCCGUACAAUGUAAUUUACUUCAUAAAAAUAUUUUAAUAGAGAAAUAUAUUUUAGAAAAUACUCGGCUGAGAUCCCGUUUAAAUAGAAUCGAUUGUUUAGCUUAAUCUUAAUCCGUGACCAAAAAGCACAAUAAACUUGAUUAUCUGGCUUUUUCACUGAAUAUAAUAAUGGACAAUAACAUAAUUAUGUGUGGCUGUGGGAGGGUGAGAGUGCAUGUGUAUAUGUGUGUGCAAAAUAUGUUAAGCGUAAGCAAUUUCUAAUUUUCAUUUUCACUAUCUCAUAUAUCUUCAUAGGUUUUACGACGUAUUCAGACACUAGUAACCCUGAUGAAAUGCAUUCCACAAACACACCAUGGUUACAGUCGUCCACGCAUAUUCCAAACGAAACUACAGAUCCAACCGGAACUCAGAGCCUAGAAUUCAGCACUCCUCACAAUCAGUUAAACACAGUGACUUAUAAAGGUCAAAAUUUGAGAGUUAAUUCAGGUCCAGCUCUCGUACUUAGCUUUCACAUGAUAAUAGUCAUUGGAAUUUGCACGCUAUUCAUAAGCAUAUUAGUGAUCUUAUCAAUUGUGUUCUGUAUUUAUAGAUUAAAAAAGAGAAUGGCAGCUAGGAAUUUAGACAAUAUUUAUAUGGAUUUCGCAGAUCUGUCGUCAUUGAACGCCCUUUCUACCAGUACGCCUUAUCAAGACUUACACGCCCCACCCAGGUUACCCGAUAGACAAAAGACUGGUGUGAUUCGUCAUGAGUAUGAAUCACAGAUAAUCAUGGAUCUCCCUGGUAAUGCCGAAGACUUUAAUAGAUUUCAAUAUAUCGGGAAAGGGGAUAUUCAUGAAUACACCGACAUGAAAACCAUUCACCAAACAUACCAACGAAUCGAAGACAAGGACAUGGACGGGUAUUGCAGACCAGACACAGAAAUGCCUUCGACAGAUGAAAAAGCGAUUGCAGAUUGUGGCAAAACUGAAAUGCUAAACAUGUCUGAUGACAAUGUUGGAAUCGAAUUUUCGCCCAAAGGUAAAAAUGAAAACAUGACACAUGAUUAUAUGGAUAUGAAAACGGUUUACCAAAAACCGAAAUCCGGAGAGGGUCUUGAUCUCGAUGGCUACCUCCUCCCAGACGCAACAAGUUCACCGAAUCAUGGCAAUGAUGUAAAAUAUGAAACAACACUACUUAAUUAGAUAACUCAAACAUUAAUUUCAUCUGAAAUAAUGAAAAAGAAGAUCCCUAAUCAGACAAAAUCUAAAUUUUGAUAGUGGAAACGCAAGUACAUGGAAAUAAAGUUUAUUUUCAAAGACGCUGUUGUAGAAGACAAGACAGGUCCGAAUAUCUUCUUUCAGGUGUCAAGAAUUCGAUUUUUUUUCCGAAUAAAGGGACAUUCACGGAUACAAUUUGACGCCGCCUAGAGAUCAUUUUACCCCGUGAUACACAUGGUCUGAAGCCUGCAAUAUUAUUGUGCUUCUACAUUCCAGCCGGCUUCACAUCGCCUAUUCACGUGACACGAGUCGUCUGACUUUUCACUUAAUCAUUUUUAUUGUUCUUAAUUCGGUUCGUUAGCUAUUUCUAGUUAAGUGGUCAUGCCGGCCUGAGUCCACGGGUGAUACACAUACCAAAUGCAGGACGGAGCCGGUGUGAAGCGGCUUUCAAACCACAUCAACAGGUCGACUUAGUUCGAGCCGGUGUCAGUCCGGCUGUUAGUAAAAAGGGGUUUUACGCAGAAGUCGAGCUGCCUCCGAGGUCGGCUUCAGUUCACUUUCGGCCUAUGUGUAUCACUACACAUACGUUUACAAAAUGUUUCGCUACUUCGAAACCGCAUUU
Lytechinus variegatus (green sea urchin) is the source of this 1946-nucleotide messenger RNA. RefSeq lists its product as uncharacterized. The record is from RefSeq and is a predicted model, not a curated record. The transcript has a single exon. Bases 461 to 1309 code for a protein of 282 amino acids. NCBI's taxonomy places the organism in Eukaryota, Metazoa, Echinodermata, Echinoidea, Temnopleuroida, Toxopneustidae.